Jaculus jaculus (lesser Egyptian jerboa) is the source of this 1971-nucleotide messenger RNA. RefSeq names its product RING finger protein 141-like. The record is from RefSeq and is a predicted model, not a curated record. Gene Ontology annotation, biological process: protein autoubiquitination. The transcript is spliced from 3 exons. NCBI's taxonomy places the organism in Eukaryota, Metazoa, Chordata, Mammalia, Rodentia, Dipodidae. Gene Ontology annotation, molecular function: ubiquitin-protein transferase activity. Bases 859 to 1551 code for a protein of 230 amino acids.
AAAACUUUUUUGUGAGCCUUAGGGAAUUCUCUGGAAAAUGUACUCGAAGGUUACAUUCCCAACUCAGAAGACUUUGGGGCAUGCUGUAUUUUAAGAGGACAAUUUGUAAGUUCGACUAUAAAGGAAGCUGAGGCCAUGUUUUGAUGAUUAUGGUUAUUUUUCCGCUCUAAUUCUAAUGUGCUAUAAGCAGUUAUGUGUCCCACUGCAAAAUAAAAAGCAGCUAGCACAUGCAAAUGUAGUAUCUGUCUUUCAGUGCAAUGUGAGGGAAAGUGGGCCUCACAGGACCCCGGAUAACUGAUGGACACUCUCGCAGGCCAUGACUGGAAAGCGCUGCACCACAUUGCUGUGGGCAGGCAGGAGGAAGAGUGUCCAACCAAUAUCAUGUCCUGAAAAGCAAGCGUGCAUACCUGUGAGGAAUAGAUGACUGCCUGUACUCACCAAAUUUUUAUUGACUGGCUGAAACCCCUUAAUACGAACACAAGUAGUACUUUUAUGAGCAAAGGGAAAAGGACUUUCAACUUUGGAUAAUCCUUGCUGAACCAUGCUGAUACCUAACAAUCGUAUACUGUGAUCACAAAAGCCGUCACAGUAAGCCCACCUCUUCUGUUGGUCCAUAGUUAAUGAUUUUGUUGUCUUCAAUGCUAUGAUCAGUACUUAACACGUGUGUAUGCUUGCUGCAAGUCCAGAAUCCAAACAUCACUGGAAAUUUGGCAAAGAACAUAGCUUAAGAUAAGUCAUAGCAGCUUGCGGGGUUAAACCGCAGGCUGAGGCGGUGCCACUGGCGUCUGGAGUGCGAUGCCUUGAGCCUAGGAAACUAUGUGAAAGCAACACCCUGAACUCUAAGAGACAUCAUUCACCAUGGGACAGCAACUUUCAGAUCAGACACAAUUGGUUAUUAGCAAGUUACCAGAAAAAGUAGCAAAACACAUCACAUUGGUUGGAGAAAGUGGCUCCCUAACUUACGAAGAAUGUCUUGGAAGAGUAGCUGAACUUAACGAUGUAACUGCUAAGGUGGCUGCUGGCCAGGAAAAACAUCUUCUCUUUGAGAUACAACCUGGGUCGGAUUCCUCUGCCUUUUGGAAAGUGGUUGUACGGGUGGUCUGUACCAAGAUUAACAAAAGCACUGGCAUUGUGGAAGCAUCACGGAUCAUGAGCUUAAAUCAGUUUAUUCAGCUAUAUAAAGACACCACAAGUCAAGUGUCAGGAGUGUUGGCUCAGAGUGCCACCUCUGAGGAACCUGAUGACGCCUCAUCCUCUGUCACACCUUGUCAGGCUGGUCUGUGGAUGGGCAGGGUGAAGCAGCCGACCGAUGAGGAGGAGUGCUGUAUCUGCGUGGACGGGCGCGCUGACCUCAUCCUGCCUUGUGCUCACAACUUUUGUCAGAAGUGCGUUCAUAAGUGGAGUGAUGGACACGGGAAUUGCCCCAUUUGUCGCCUACAGAUGACUGGAGCAAAUGAGUCGUGGGUGGUGUCAGAUGCACCCAGGGAAGUGGACAUGGCGAACUAUAUUUUGAACAUGGCUGAUGAGGCAGGCCAGCCCCACAGGCCGUGACUUGGUGGGAAGACUUCCAUUUGAUACUGUGGGCUAUGGUCACUGUAGUCAUACUGAAGGAAUGGAGGGAAGUUAUGGCACACACAGGAAAAAACACUUUUUCCAACCCUCUUAUUUUUGCUACUCUGCAAUAUGUACCAUUUUAAAAUAAAUUUCCCAUGUCUUCCAUUUAUGGUAAACUAAAAUUUGCUGUUUUAGGCCAUAUAGUCCUAUGUAUCUGUUCUAAUGUGUCUUAGAACUAAUUGCUCUUGAAUUCUUUGCUAGCAGAUAAUAGCAAUAUUUCCAGAAACUUGACAGGGCAGGAGGAAUAUUUGGACAUCUUUUUGGUUAGGUUUAAAAUAAGUUGUGAAUGUUAAAAUGCUGUAGCCAUCUACAAAAAAAAAAAAGAGAGAGAGAGAGAGAUUUAAAUGGCAAAAACUG